GCUCAAGCAGGGUUCCCAAAGGCGGUACAAGACGAUAGAUAAGAAGUGUCGCCCGAUUCUUGUUCUCGUCACGAAAAAUGAGGAGGUUUAUUACGAACGGGAGCGGGGAUUGAUACGAUGCAUGAGGGAGCAAGCAGCGGUAGGGCCGUGCCGUAUCAAUGAAGGGAAUGAGGAGAAGUUCAUAGUGGGAGAACCUAAUUUCCUGCUACCCCAGGCAAGGGCGCUGAUGAUAGAGUUAAUGAGGAAGAGGCAUCGCGCCUAUGCAUUCAAUGAUGAUCAGCGAGGGCGGUUGGACGUAGAUAAGAUCCCCAUGUUUAGGAUUCAUACCGUGCCGCAUGAGCCAUGGAAUUUGAGAGGGGCACGGUAUCCCAAUCCUGACGAGGAGAAAAAGGUAGUGGAUUACCUCGACGACAAGAUACGUACGCAUGUCGCCGACUACUCAAGAAAAGGCGGUGGCAAGAAUGAAGGAACAUUUCGAGAAGGAGGGUUAGUACUGGGAGUGCCAGACUAUGAUGCCACGGAGGUAAGACCAUUCGUCGUUGAAGCGGACGCUGGGCUGACUGCCUUGGGAGGAGUCCUGAUUCAAGCGGAUGUUGAAGGAAACGAGAGGCCAUUGAGGUUUGAGAGUCGGACACUCAAUACAACUGAGAGAAAUUACUCUCAAUUUAAGAAGGAGACUCUCGCUGUCCUUCAUUGCCUAAGGAUCUUCAGGAAUUAUAUCUUUGGCAGGAGGUUCAUAUUAAGGGUGGACCCGACUGCGCUCGCCUACUCAUUGAGGAAUUAUGUUCCAUCAGAUCCUACAGUCGUCAGAUGGUUGACUUAUAUCUGGAUGUUUAACUUUGAGCUGGAAAGAAUCCCUAAGAACAAGAAUAAAGCAGAUGGGUUAAGCCACAUCGACUGGGACCAGCAAAAGGAGAAGACGGUAGAGGCUGCGGCCCCGGUUGAUGGGUUCCUGGACCGAGAUGAAGACAUCUGUCUUCACAUAAAUGAAUGGUCCUUGCGAGUGCCGAAUUACGUUGGCCAUCCCAUCUGGCUUGCACCUAGGGGGUAUGAACAGAAGGCAGAGCUUGUGCUCAAGCCUUUUGAGGAAGAGGACCCAUGGGGGGGCAAGGAUGUCCAAUGGAUGAUGAAAUUGGCACUAGCAGGCACGCAUAGUCUGGUGGAGGAGGUGAGAACGAUAGAGGAGGGGUCGGACCAGGUAAUGAAGCACCAGGAGUUGAUGGGAGGAAUGUACCUCCUCGUCAAUACGCUUCUGCAGGGAAACUUUGAUCAGGAUGACGAGUUUGAGGAGGGGGAGAUCAAAGAGGCAUUCCGUGCAGAGGAGUAUGAUGGAAUCUACCUGGAGCUGGGACUUCUCCUAUCGUGUGAAAUGCGAGAUAGGGAUACACGCGAAAGGGCUCAAAAGAUGAGGCAUCUCUAUGGUCAUCUUUUUGUAAAGAGGCAAGUGGGAAACCCCAGAAGGGUUGUGUGUGGUAGAAACCAUCAGAUUGAUAUAAUAGCUACGCUUCAUGAUGGCAUUGCCGGAGGACAUCGGGGAGUUAGUGCCACGUAUGCUAAGAUAAGCGAGCUAUACUAUUGGGAUGAAAUGAUGGAGAUGGUCAGUAAGUUCUGUCGUUCCUGCGUACCUUGUCAAGAACGGUCUCCUCAGAGGCCAGGAGAGCCGCUGCAUCCAAGGUUAGAAAGGGAAGUGGGGACCGUAGUACGUCUCGACUUACUCUUCAUGCCAAUUGGGGAUCAUGGCUACAAUUAUAUCUUCGAUGCGCGUGAUAACCUUUCUGGCUUUGUACAUGGACGAGCCAUUCGUACAAAGAGCGGAUCAGUUUUGAUAAGCUACAUCGAGGAGUACUACCUGCGUUAUCCAUUUGUCAGAGAGUUCGUGAUGGAUAGAGGGUCAGAGUUUACCUGCCAGGAAGUGCAAGAGUUGUUAUCAAGGUCUCACUUUACGAAGACAGCCAUGCCGAGAGGAGGGAGGGGGACGCGGCCGCCACGGAGGCCAUUGGGAGCAUCGGGGGGUUACGAGCGGCAUGGGUCUCGCCAUAGGGAGCACACGCCCAUAUAUGACGACGGGGAUAUAGAGCUCUUCCUGGAUGAUUUUAGAGGGCAUGCGGAGCAUAUGGGGUGGACGGUGACCCAGAUGAUUGAGAGGCUGAGAGGGGCCAGCAGGUUUGAGGAGCCCAUCGCGCGGAUCCGUAGGGAGUUCAUGCACGAUCAACGCAUAUUGAGGGAUGAGUGGGCGCGGACGUUACCCCUAUGGACCAGGAAGGCGGAGAGACCAUUGGCCAGGCAGAUCAGGGAUAUGGCCCGGGACUGGGAAAGUUAUAGGGCACACCUGAGGGAGGCUUUUCGACGACCAGAGCCACCUCCGCCAAGGGUUGAGAGGCGACAAAGGAGCAAGAGGCAGAGGGACCCUGAGCCCAGAGAGGCCAUGCCAUCUCGAGGAGGACGAAAGGCACUCGCCAGGCGGGAGGAGGGGUCAGUACCUGAGGCUGAGGAGCGAGGGGCCUAUCCUGAGUGCGGACUUGGCCUGGUGGUUUUCCAACGUUAUACGGGAGAAGGAUUGAGUGGAUCUCCCCAGCGCGUGCGAGAGGAGGCACCACCAUUUGGAAGACCACUACAGGAGUUUGAGGCACAUCUAGACGUUUCACAGUGGAGAGUGUCUCCGACUAGCGAGAGGCGUGGUGAUCCGGCGGAGGGGGUACCUCGAGAGGAGGUUCGUGAGCCACAGCGAGAGACACGACAGGAUGUUGAGGGGGGGCAUGCUACGGAAGAAGUGAUAGAGGUUGAGGAGGAUACCCCACCUCAGGCGCGUGCUGCAGAGUUGGGGCCAGAGAUCGUACCAGAGAUCGCCCACGAUGGGGAGGAGCCGCGGUUGGAGGAGAUUCCAUCCCCGCCGCCAGAGGCAAUCCUUUCGCCAGAGGUGAGGAUAGAGAUGGAGCGAGAGAGGACAGGCUGGAGUAGAGAGCCCAUUUCUACGAUAGAUAGGUAUCUGGCAGCGCAUGCCCAAGAGCACCCUGACAUCGAGGAGCCCGUACCUAGGGAGCCACCACGAGAGCCUCGCCAAGCAGAGGGAAAGAUGGGGGCUGAGAUUCCGGAUAGAGCGGACCAUCGCACGAGAGGGAGAGCACCAGCAGGAGAGACCGCAGAGGAGAGGCGGGCCAAAGCUGGGAAGCGUGUGGAGGAGAUUUGGGAGGAGAGGCAGAGACUAGAGGCGGCGGGGGCGCUCCCAUAUCAGCCACCAGACACGCCACCUAAACCAUGUGGAGUCAAGGAGAUGUGGGACGAGUUUUUUGGCCAGCAUGGCGAGGGGUUGGAGACUCCAGAGAGGGCAGGAUUUGGGACAUCGAGGUCAGCGAUUGAGUACCUAGACCGUAAGAUCCGCUUCCUAGCCAAGACCUCUUUCGAUAAGUAUCUGAUGCUGGAAGUUGAGGCUGAGCUGCGCGAGCUCAGGGCUCUGACGACCAGUCAGGCAGCCACUAUCCAGGAGAUGGGACAGCAUCUUCGGGAUAUGGCAGCUAGGAGGGACCGGGAAACGCCCACUGGAGUGAUGGACUGGACCGAGAGUCGUCGCUAUGAUAUCCAGGGUGGGGCGGCGCAAGGUCUGUCGGGACAACCAUCUAUGGGAUGGACUUCUCAGGAGCCAUCUACUGGGAAGGUCAUCCUGGAGCCGGAAGAAGCGAAGGCGAAGAGGGAGGCAGAGAAAGAGGCCUUCGAGUUGAGGGCGCCUACAGAGCUUGCCACCCAGCCUGAGAUUUCUUCUGAACCAGUGUCGGAAUUCACGGCCCCACAAGCUGAAGAUAGGCCACGAACGACUGUCAGUCAGCCUGCUCUAGGGUCUGAUGAGGGGUCUAUGGAUGCGCUCCUUGAUGUGAUCGAUACCAUGCAGGAGGGAGCGAGUGUGUUCCUGCGAGAGUAGAGAACGGAGGAGUCUCGUGAGGGCGAGAUGGUGAUUGCGAUAGAGGGCGUCCAUGAGGGCAGGCCAUAGAGGCUGGAUACUCCUGAGUACAGACCUGAGGGAGUUGGGAUGCGAGUGGAGCCAAGUACUCAGAAGAUGAAUGUGAGAUCUGAGGAGCCUAUGGACGUUCCCCAGAGCUAUGAGAUGACCAAAGAGACGAAUGAGGCACCUUCGUCG
Messenger RNA from Chara braunii, 4129 nucleotides. Lineage: Eukaryota; Viridiplantae; Streptophyta; Charophyceae; Charales; Characeae. The record is from the annotation of a GenBank genome assembly.